GCCUUCUACAAUGGCCCCACGCUCGAAAGCCGAACAUCUCAGCCUUCAGAAAAAUUCGGAGAACAAAAGAAUUUCACUCUUUUCUUCCAUGUAUGGAAGAAGAAGAGGAAGAAGAGGACUUCGUCGAUCGAGUUCAAGUGGGUUAACGAUACGUAUGCGGCUUGCAGAAAGACGUUGAGGCCGUUGGGAGGGAGAUGGGGAAGGGCCGAUUCUCGCUGCGGCGGAGGAAGAAAGCGGCGCCGGCGGCGGUGACGUCGCCGAGGCCGACUCCUGUAUUGGAGCAAGCCUCCGGCAACGUCGGCGGGAUUUUGGUCGCGUCCAGUGCGGGGACGAGCAAGCCCGGGAAGAAGAAGGCGGUUGGGGCCAGGCUGUGGAUGAGGUUUGACAGGACGGGGCAAUCGGAGCUGAUGGAGUGCGAUAAGAGCUCUAUCAUCAAGCGCGCCUCCAUUCCUGCUAGGGACUUGAGGAUCCUCGGUCCUAUAUUCUCUCACUCCUCCAGUAUCCUUGCUAGGGAGAAGGCUAUGGUUAUUAACUUAGAGUUUGUAAGAGCUAUAAUUACUGCUGAAGAACUUUUGUUGCUUGAUCCUCUGCGUCAAGAGGUUCUUCCGUUUAUUGAUCAGCUGAGGCACCAACUGCCACAGAAGAGUGCUUUAAAGACGAGUGGGAGAAAUGUUGUACAAGACGAGGAUUUGGAAUUUCCGAAUGCUGAAAAAUGGCUGCAAGUGCCAGAAGCUGUUGAAGGGUUGCAGGAAGAACUUCCAUUUGAGUUCCAGGUGCUGGAGGUUGCAUUGGAGGUUGUCUGUACGUAUCUCGACUCUAGUGUGGCAGAACUCGAGAGAGAUGCUUACCCUGUUCUUGAUGAACUUGCCAAGAGUGUUAGCACGAGGAACCUUGAGCAUGUCAGAAGUUUAAAAAGUAACCUUACCCGAUUGUUAGCACGGGUACAAAAGGUGAGAGAUGAAAUCGAACACCUUUUAGAUGAUAACGAAGACAUGGCCCAUUUGUACUUGACUAGGAAAUGGAUUCAUAAUCAACAACCUGAAGCUCUAUUAUUGGGAACUACUGCCUCAAAUGCAAUUAACCCAGUCGUGCCUAAUCUUCGAAGGCUUAGUUCAAUCAGAAGUGGAAGCUUUGUUAGCAACUUUUUAAAUGAUGAUGUGGAAGAUCUGGAGAUGUUGCUGGAGGCUUACUUCAUGCAGUUGGAAGGCACCCGUAAUAAGAUAUUAUCUGUGCGCGAGUACAUAGAUGACACGGAGGACUACGUCAACAUCCAGCUGGACAAUCAACGAAACGAACUGAUUCAACUACAGCUGAUACUGACCAUCGCAUCAUUUGCCAUAGCUGUGGAGACCUUGGUCGCGGGUUGGUUUGGCAUGAACAUCCAUUGUGUUCUAUACGAUAUUGAUGGGAUAUUUUGGCCAUUCGUUGGCGGUAUGACAGCUGCUUGUAUAAUUCUCUUCUUUAUCAUGCUAGGCUACGCCAGAUGGAAGAAGCUACUCGGCUCAUAAACGCCUCCUCACACGCUUAGUUCCACGUUAUCUCUAUCACCGAUCCAUGCCAAACUUUCCUGUCAUGAAAUCAUGAUAGCUUUAAAGCCAACAAGUUAUGUUAUUUCAUGUGAAAUUGUAUUUAUCCCCACAAUCCCCAUCAUUCCAUGUGCAACUUGACAGCCUAACAUUCCAUAUUUUUCCAUUCUUGAAUCAAUAUUAUUAUGAAGUUUUGCAAAAAGUGUGAGUGUUGGAAGGUGGUUGUUGUGGGAAGGUGGAAGGACAGGGAGACAUACAUUACAAUCUGAGUGAGAAUGACAGACAAAAGAUACAGGCAGACAAUACAAUGAGGAUGUGAAUGAGUUCAAGAAAUGCCCAGUGAUGAAAGGGUCCCAUUUGCCCUAUAAAAUUUGGGUGAAGAUCAAGUGCCAGCUUUCCUUUGUUACUUUGUAUCUCCUCCACUUGGACACUUGUUUGUUGUUUUCUUUGGGAAUUUUUUCUUUUUUAAA
Ipomoea nil (Japanese morning glory) is the source of this 1996-nucleotide messenger RNA. Its product is annotated as magnesium transporter MRS2-4-like. The transcript has 4 exons. Gene Ontology annotation, molecular function: magnesium ion transmembrane transporter activity. Gene Ontology annotation, cellular component: membrane. Bases 195 to 1508 code for a protein of 437 amino acids. The record is from RefSeq and is a predicted model, not a curated record. Gene Ontology annotation, biological process: magnesium ion transport; transmembrane transport. Lineage: Eukaryota; Viridiplantae; Streptophyta; Magnoliopsida; Solanales; Convolvulaceae.